Messenger RNA from Trichobilharzia regenti, 3687 nucleotides. Lineage: Eukaryota; Metazoa; Platyhelminthes; Trematoda; Strigeidida; Schistosomatidae. The record is from the annotation of a GenBank genome assembly.
AUGGUCAAAUGUUUUCGUAUCGACCGACGUACAGGGGAUUUAUAUACAACGAAUGAAGCGAAACACCUACUGGAUAGUGAAAAAUUAUGCAUGAAUCAUCAAAAUAAUAAUAAUAAAUUAAUAUCAAGUGGAGUUUAUGCCUCGACGAGGAUGAGCUAUCAUCAUUACUGUACAGUUAAUUUACUUAUUUCAAUAAAUAAUCGUAUCCUUAUCACUAUUAAUGUACAAAUUGAAGAUGUUAAUGAUAAUGCUCCGAUUUUACCAGACUAUAAUUUACAAAGAAUAUUUAUUAAUGAAACAUCUUUACCAGAGGUGACUAGAGUUUCGUUGAAACCAGCUUAUGAUGCAGAUUUUAAUGGAUAUAAUCAAUUGUAUUACUAUAUUAGUAUAGUUAAUGAUAAUAGUAAUAAUAUUAAUGACCUUCAUGUUGAUAUAAAUCCUUUCCGCAUUGAGUACAGGUCACAGCUGAAUGGAUCUAACAUGUCUGAUGAUUUAAAUCUAAUUUUAACAAAAUCUUUAGAUUAUGAAAGUCAAUCAGAGUAUAAAAUGAACCUGACAGUUUGUGAUGGUGAUCGCAAGACUAAGCACACAAUUGUUCAUUGUUCAUCACAGAUGUUAUUGAUUAGUGUGAAUAAUAUAAACGAUGAAUUACCAUGGUUUCAAGUGACUAAUUAUACUGCUGUUAUAAAAGAAACUACCCCAAUCAGCAGUGAUAUAAUAAAGGUGACUGCUAAAGACAACGAUGCCAGUCCAUACAAUGAGAUUUAUUAUCGUAUACUGCCUAGUUCAGAUAGCUUGUUAGUGUUCAAUUCACAGGAGUUAUUUCAAAUUCAACCAAGAACUGGCGUUAUCAGUUUAGCGAAAGCAUUUCCUAAACCAGGGGAGUAUAAGUUUCUUGUACAAGCUGUUGACAAUGCUGAUACCGAUGACUACGACACGUCAGUCAAUAAUUCAACAGGUGAUACACAUCGUUUAACCAAAGGUGUUACAUACGAAGCGGUAAAUAAUGCUCAUAGUAAUAUUGCCAGCGUUGCUAUUCAAGUAGUAGAUGUGAAUAAUCAUGCGCCUAGAAUUGAAAUUCAACAAACUCAUGAUUCUCUAUUAUACUACUCAAAUCCUUCUCCUACUGCUCCGCCUCCUCCUCUUAAAAGCAUGAAUGGUAAUUAUUCAAAAUUUAUUUUACUAAAUAUUUCUGAAAAUGUCCCGAUAAAUACACCUAUAGCUUAUUUCAAAAUUACGGAUGAAGAUCAGCUGAAGAAUGCUGAAACAACCUGUAAACUUAUACGUUCCAGUGACGGGGAACCGUUUCUUUACGCCAGAAAUGAUAACAGUUAUCAAGCCGAUUUAUUCUUCAAAUUAAUACCUGUGAAUCGUAUAAGUGAACAUGUUUCAAUACAAAAGUUAAUAUUAGUCAGACAGUUAGACGCCGAAGAUUUAUACGAAGAUCUGCUACUCAAAGAAGUUGAACCUACAUUGAAGUUAGAAAGUAACAUCGCUGGUUAUUUAGGCAUCCUGUUGGUGUGCAGUGAUUUUGGUACACCAAAACUAUCCACAUCAAUGCCUAUUAUUAUUGCAGUUAAUGAUGUUAACGAAUUUUAUCCAAGCAUCGAGGUGAUAAAAUCAUCAACAUAUUCAUCUGUAGUAUUUAAGAGUUAUUUCAACCAAACCUACAUCUAUGAUGUAAAUAUAACAGAAAAUAUCCCGAUUGGAUCACAGAUUGUACAGCUAAUUGCUACCGAUAAAGAUAUUAAAGCUGUCAUAGAAUUUGUACAGUCUACAAAGCUAAAAACACCAUUUAUAAUUGAUAAAUCUAAGGGUGUUCUAAAGACUACUGCUGAAAUAGAUUAUGAAUAUACAACUAAUUACAAAGUAAUCAUUCAUGUGCAUGAUAUGAAACCGCCAGAAUUGUUGUCACUUACAACAACAGUCAUGCUGAAUAUUUUCAUUGAAGACAUGAAUGACAAUCCACCAGAGUUUAUCACUCCACCACCAAGUGAAAUUCAAUUUGAUGGUUAUACAGUGGUUGAACCGAUACGAAAAUAUCAAAACAGCUUAAAAAUUAUAGAAUUUGAAGAAGAAACUAUUCACACUAAACCGCUGGGUAGAGUUCGAGCUGUAGAUCGUGACAGUGGCAGAAAUGCUGAGAUCAUUUAUUUUAUCGCAGAAAUUUCAACUGAUCUGGAAAGUGAUCAGUUGAACAGACAGAAAUUCAUUAGCUGGAAUAAAGCUUUUAGUAAUUUUUCAAGUCUACCAAAAAUAUUAAUCGAUGCAGACGGUGCUUUAUGGUGUGAAGGAAAAUUAGAUAGAGAAAAGAUACCGAUUAUUGAUUUAGUGAUUGGUGCUCAUGAUUUAGGCGAACCGAAAUUAACAUCUUACACAAAGGUAAGAAUUAUCUUAAAAGAUAUUAAUGAUAAUCAACCAGAAUGGCAAUUUCCAACUGAGGUAGACUUUUUAGUUGCUGUCUCAAAAUCUGUCCCCAUUGGGACAAUUAUUACGCGUGUUCGAGCCACGGAUAAAGAUGAACAAUCGAAAAAUGGUCUUGUAAACUAUUAUAUUGCAGAUUUAGAUGGGGACAAUGAGAUCAGCUCUAAAUCCCAGUUGUUGACAGGUAAACUCAUUCCACAUAUUUUUGAAAUGGAUGCAAAAUCGGGUGAAUUAAGAGUGAAGCAAUCGCUUACUGACUUACCGAAUGGAUUUCUUGAAAUAAUCUUGAAAGCUGAAGACAACGGUAGAACUCCUCAAAAAUCAUUCGCUAAAUUAAUCUUGUAUAUAACAAAUGACAGUGAUCUUUUAAACAUGAACACUCCAAAAAAGCUACUAGCCUUUUAUCAAAAAGAGAAACAUACAAAGCUACUGAAUUCACAACUACUUACGUUUGCAAAAUUCAAUGAGAUCAUUCCUUCACUGAUGAAUUCAGAUUCUGGUAGUUUGUAUAUAAGUCGUACUGUAGGACAGCAAGAUCCAGAGAGUGUUAAGCAUUUAUCCAUUGUAAUUGGUGCUUCAAUAAUCGGUGCCAUUAUUGUCAUUUGCUUAAUUGCUUUAUUAAUUGGUUUAAAGUUCACUACACGUUUUCAAAAUCGUUCAAAAUUCAUAUCGGCUACAAAAAUGAAUAAAAAUGACUACGAUCCAAGGAAGAUUGAAUCGGCUAACAGUUGUAUAAAACAAAUAUCUCAUCAUUCAUGCAUCAGCUCUGAUAUCCCAGUAGAAACACCUAAUGAUUCGAAUAGUAUUCACAGCCUAAUGAAAGGUAUUCAUCAUACGCAUAAAAUAGAAAUAAAUGACUCAAAUACAGAAAAGCUAUUUUCACCAUCAUUCAAUGAAAACUAUUUCAGAUGUUCUCCAACGUCUAUUCAAACCAGUAUACCAGUGAGUAUGAUAAGAACUCCUGAAGAUAUUCACUACUUGCCAAUCCAUUCAGCGCUAGAUUUAACUGAGAAUAUUCCUUUAAGAUUGUUGCAUGUAUCCACCAACGAUAAAUUUACUGAAUCUCAAUGUUCGAAUUCCAAUACUUUUCAUAAAAAUAAUGAGAACAAUGAUACCAGUGAUAAUACUAAUAAUAAUAUUGACAGUAGUACUAACGAACUAGUGACACCACAUUCCCUAACAAUCAUUGCUUCAGUUGUACCUACAUGUAAUAUAAAAACAGCUUUACUUCCAAUCCUAUCACAAGAUCAUUGUAGUGAAUGA